Messenger RNA from Equus quagga, 478 nucleotides. It is a transcript of the gene RPL37, whose product is annotated as ribosomal protein L37. The record is from RefSeq and is a predicted model, not a curated record. Gene Ontology annotation, molecular function: structural constituent of ribosome; RNA binding. The transcript is spliced from 4 exons. Bases 137 to 430 code for a protein of 97 amino acids. Gene Ontology annotation, cellular component: cytosolic large ribosomal subunit; ribosome. Gene Ontology annotation, biological process: translation. NCBI's taxonomy places the organism in Eukaryota, Metazoa, Chordata, Mammalia, Perissodactyla, Equidae.
CAUACUGCAGCGACGGACGCUUGAGAACAGUGCACCGCGCGCCGCCGGAAAUACUCUCCGGGACGGAAGCUUCUGAGGGCGAUAUACCGGAAGUGCCUCCUCUUCCGGCCUCUUUGGUCUCGGCCACAGAAGCGAGAUGACGAAGGGAACGUCAUCGUUCGGAAAGCGUCGCAACAAGACGCACACGUUGUGCCGCCGCUGUGGCUCCAAGGCCUACCACCUGCAGAAGUCGACGUGUGGCAAGUGCGGCUACCCCGCCAAGAGGAAGAGAAAGUAUAACUGGAGUGCCAAGGCUAAAAGGCGAAACACCACCGGGACCGGUCGAAUGAGGCACCUGAAAAUUGUAUACCGCAGAUUCAGGCAUGGAUUCCGUGAAGGAACAACACCUAAACCCAAGAGGGCAGCUGUUGCGGCAUCCAGUUCAUCUUAAGGAUUUCGAUGACUAGUCACGCAAUAAAUGUUCUGGUUUUAAAAAAUA